GUGGAGGAGUACACAACCUCUAUUUCAUGCUUAAGGUUAACAAAAUCCAACUAGUUUAUUGCCUGGAAGCCAAGCCAAGCCAAGCUGCAACAAUUCAAUUUAUAAUAAUUUCAAAUCUUAAUUUUAUUUAUAAAACAUAAAUUAAUUGAUAAUUUUCAUGAUGGAAUAUUUCUGUUGAAAUGAUGUCAAAGCCAUGAAAAGAUUCACAUUAGUCACGAAAAGUAGCAUACCUUUGCUUGGCUUCGAAGAACCACAAGCCACUCUCCAAAUACACAGUUACAGCUUUUUUUUUCCCUAUAAAUACGCCAUUUCCUCUCCAUAAUGCCUUGUAACAAAUCCCUCAUCCAUCCACUUUCAGCUACGGCCAUGGAGUUGCUCUGGAUAAGUCCUGUGAAACCUCGAGCGGCUAAUGUAGUUACAGUGCUGGUAGUCUUGGCAUUACUGAGUGUGAAGGGAGCAGAGAGCAGAAAAGGAAGGAUUUUGGAAUCUUUUGAGUACAAUGCUAUGAGUUGCAGGGCUCACAGUGCUUCAAUAACAGAUUUUGGAGGAGUUGGAGAUGGUCAAACAUCAAACACUAAAGCAUUUCAGGAUGCAAUUGAUCAUCUGAGUCAGUAUGCAUCAGAUGGUGGUUCGCAACUCUAUGUUCCUGCUGGAAAAUGGCUGACGGGUAGCUUCAGCUUAACCAGUCAUUUCACUCUCUUCCUCCACAAGGAUGCUGUUCUUCUUGCUUCUCAGAACCUAAAUGAAUGGCCAUUGCUGAAACCUCUGCCAUCGUACGGCCGAGGAAGGGAUGCAGCAGCUGGGAGAUACGCCAGUCUCAUAUUUGGAACAAACCUCACUGAUGUUAUUAUCGCAGGUGAUAAUGGCACAAUUGAUGGUCAGGGUGCUUUCUGGUGGCAGAAAUUCCACCAGGGAAAGCUCAAGUACACCCGACCUUACUUGAUUGAGAUCAUGUACUCAGAUGGUAUCCAAAUUUCAAAUCUAACGCUCCUGAAUUCCCCAUCAUGGAAUGUUCAUCCUGUUUACAGCAGUGAUAUUCUUGUGCAAGGGAUUACCAUCCUUGCUCCAGUCAGAUCUCCAAAUACGGAUGGAAUUAACCCAGAUUCUUGCACAAACGUUAAAAUUGAAGACUGUUACAUAGUCUCCGGAGAUGACUGUGUGGCGGUUAAGAGCGGUUGGGAUGAGUAUGGGAUUGCAUUUGGGAUGCCCACAAAGCAAUUAAUCAUCAGACGACUCACGUGCAUUUCUCCAUACAGUGCCACAAUUGCAUUAGGAAGUGAAAUGUCAGGUGGGAUCCAAGAUGUUAGAGCAGAGGACAUCACAGCCAUCAAUACAGAAUCAGGGGUCAGGAUCAAAACUGCCGUAGGAAGAGGAGGAUAUGUGAAGGAUAUAUACGUAAAGAGAAUGAUUAUGCACACCAUGAAAUGGGCUUUUUGGAUGACGGGAAAUUACGGGUCACACGCUGAUAAGAACUAUGACCCAAAUGCGCUGCCGGUGAUCCAAGGAAUCAACUAUAGGGAUAUGGUUGCAGAUAAUGUGUCGAUGGCAGCCAGAUUGGAGGGGAUUUCCGGCGACCCGUUUAAGGAAAUUUGUAUUUCUAAUGUUACAAUUGGAAUGGCAGCUAAGGCCAAGAAGAUACCAUGGACAUGCACUGAAAUCGAGGGGAUCACAAGUGGGGUGACUCCUCGACCAUGUGAUUUAUUGCCAGAUCAAAGGCCAGAGGAACUUACAGAGUGCGAUUUUCCGCCGGAGGAUAUACCAAUUGACUCGGUGAAGCUGCAGAAGUGUUCUUAUGGCAUGCAUUAUAUGUGAGUUUCUUUUAUGAAGACGAGCAAACACUUGUUCUUCUACCUGAAAGCUCGACUAGAUAAGGAGUUUACUGUGCUUCCUUGUAAACAUAUUGGUCUUGAUAUGUAUAAUACCAUUGAAGCUGCUUUGAAAUA
Messenger RNA from Manihot esculenta (cassava), 1943 nucleotides. Its product is annotated as probable polygalacturonase. Gene Ontology annotation, biological process: carbohydrate metabolic process. The transcript has 6 exons. The record is from RefSeq and is a predicted model, not a curated record. Bases 322 to 1812 code for a protein of 496 amino acids. Lineage: Eukaryota; Viridiplantae; Streptophyta; Magnoliopsida; Malpighiales; Euphorbiaceae. Gene Ontology annotation, molecular function: polygalacturonase activity.